AAACGCUUUCAAAAAAGCCCUCUCUCGCAAUAGAACCGCCAUGGGCGAGUUCAAAGUGCACGCCGUGGAGCACGCGGCGUCUCUGCCAGACGCCCACCGCGCGCUGGACCUUCUGCAGCUGGUCCAGCGAAACGCGGAGGCCUUGCUGCGGGCAAGGUCUUGGCGCGUGGGAGCAUUGGUGGAGCUUUGCUGCUGCAAAGCUGCGCCUGAGAAGACCGGAAACCAUGUAGCGGGGUGGUGCAUUCCUGAGGGCGAUGGCAGAAGCGCUUCAAAAAUCGCUAUCAGGCUGAGGAGGCCAAAAGGCAAGGGUCACAGCUUGCUGCACUUCGAAAACGUGUUUGGGACGAUGCUGCAUGAACUUGCACACAUUGUUCACUCCAAGCAUACUCCGGCUUUCUAUCAGCUGAUGGAUGAGCUGAAAGACCAGUGGGAGAAGCUGACCGUGUCCGGCUGCGUGCUGGAUGCAAAAGGCUUCCCCACCGUCGGGGGGCAAGCGGUGGACAGCUCGCGCCACAACCCAACUGGUGACUCCCGGACUUUGGCGGCGAAAGCUGCCGAGAAGCGUCAGGAGCUGGGCAAUCUCAUGUCCUCCAGGCGGCUGGGGCACGGCAAUGAGCCAACCUCUUGGCGCACCUUGCCGGCACGCGAGAGGGCCGCCCGCGCCGCCGAGCGGCGGGCCGCGGAAGCUGCGCUGGGCUUCGGCGAUGAUGAGCUGCCGGACGCCAGGGAGGCGAGCCACAAAGCGGGCGACGUCUCGGAGGGCCAAAUUCGUGGCCAAAAGCGGAAGUUCUGCCAAAGGCAGCAGUGCCAGUGUGGCUUGCAACAUAACGACCUUCCAGAAAACGGAAUGGUGCUUGCAGAGGAGGAAGACCGCCUACUGCAACUUGCUGUCUCUGCUUCUCUGGCAGAGUGUGCAGUUCCGGAAUCUUCAGCAGAAGGAGUCACCGACUUUGCCUCACUCCUACACCCCUGUAUUGAACUAAGCGAUGACGAAUGAAAGCUGAAAA
Molecule: messenger RNA, 1007 nt
Organism: Effrenium voratum
Lineage: Eukaryota; Dinophyceae; Suessiales; Symbiodiniaceae
Source: the annotation of a GenBank genome assembly